UUUCAAUUCCGUCUUCAUCAUUUAUUUGCUAUUUGGGGGAUUCCCCUGCUUCAGUUUCCCACCGGAUUCUCUGAUUUUCUCCACUCUUUCUUUCUCUGUUUCUCGGCGGGGUGUUCUGUGGUGUAUUGUGUGUUUCUGCGAGUCUGGGAGCUUUGGAUCUCUUAAAUGUUUUGCUCAUUCCAUGCUCAGAUCUUAUUUGUACUUCUCCAAAAAUUGAGGUAUUCCAUUUUUGCCCUUCUAUCGUCCCUGACUUCCUUCGUCCAACACCUCUGAACAUUUUGCCAAGAGAGGGUCCAAUUUCAGCUUUAAUAAAGCUGCGGGCUUUACUAUCUUGGCAUCUUGGUCUCUGAUUCAGGUUUUUUAUUUUUGCUGGUUCAUCAGCUAUCAGUCUGUUCACACGAAGAUAUCAGAGCAUUUGCCAAUAACAACGCCCUGUUUUGGUCAAGCAAACCUGUGAACAAUCUGUUUUGGCAACUUGGUCUGAUUCAGAAGGAGAUGAGUCGCAUGACAAAUGAAGGCAAAGAUUCUCUUCUCCCCAAGGAUCAGAUAGAAUCUCCACUGGUCGAAGAAGGAAAUUCUGUUAGAAAUAUAAAUGGGGAAAUGAAUCUCAAGAAAGGUCCAUGGACAGCUGCAGAAGAUGCAAUCUUGAUGGAGUAUGUGAAGAAACACGGGGAAGGGAACUGGAAUGCGGUUCAGAAGCAUUCUGGUCUUUCUCGUUGUGGGAAAAGCUGUAGGUUGAGAUGGGCUAACCACCUGAGGCCAAACUUGAAGAAAGGAGCAUUUACCCAGGAAGAAGAACAGCUAAUCAUCGAGCUUCAUGCCAAAAUGGGGAAUAAGUGGGCUCGCAUGGCCGCUCAUGUAUUGCCUGGACGUACAGACAAUGAAAUAAAGAAUUACUGGAACACCAGAAUCAAGAGACGUCAAAGGGCUGGUUUACCUCUUUAUCCCCCUGAAGUCUCCUUGCACCCAUAUCGGGCUAGUCAACAGGGCUUAAACAUAGGUGGGACAAGUUACAGGUCUAAAGGACAUCAUGACCACCUCUUGCACAACUGCUAUGAGAUCCCUGAUGUCCCAUUUGACAGCUUAAAACCCAGUCAGGGGAGGAUAUCUAACUCUGCUCCUGAACUUCCUGAUAACAUGCUGAUGAAAGGGAUGGGGGGUUCUCGAUAUGAUAACUUCAGUUCUCCGUUGAUGUAUCAUGGUCAGAAACGGCCUCGAGAAUCAUCAACUUCUGUGUCAUACAGUGGUAGUGGGAGAAAUGAUUUCUUGUUUUCUGAGUCCUUUGGCUUGUCCUUCCCAUUCGAUUCUGAUCUAAACAGCACCAACAAGAUCCAACAACAGCAACCACUUGGUGAUGAUCAGGACGGCCAUACCCUUUUAUAUGGCAACAACUUCUCUGCUUCUAAGCCAACUACUGCGGCUAUGAAGUUGGAGCUCCCUUCACUCCAAUAUUUCGAUUCCGGUAGCUGGGGAGUAAUAUCUUCUCCACCACCUCUCCUUGAAUCGGUUGAUACUUUUAUCCAAUCUCCACGUGCUACUGGUACUACUGUUGGGUCAAAUUGUCCUUCUCCUCAUAAUAGUGGCCUACUGGAUGCUUUACUUCAUGAGGCAAAAGCUCUAAGUAGUGCUAAGAAUCAUUAUUCUUCCGAGAAGAGUUCGAAUUCCUCAACAGUUACCCCUGGUGAUAUUGCAGACAGUUCGACCCUGAAUGCUUGUGAUGCAGCAGAAUGGGACAACUAUAGUGACCCACUUUGUCCCUUGGGCCAUACUACUGCAACUUCGUUUUUCAGUAAAUGCACUCCAAUCAGUGCCAGUGGAAGUUCAUUAGAUGAACAACCACCACAUAUAGAGCCCUUUACAGGGCGUGAGAUAAAGUCAGAAGCUGAGGACUAUGCCUUGACCCCAGUAAGAGAAAGGGAAAGGGAUACUAUUACAAGACCUGAUGCAUUACUCCCUUCUGACUGGCUUGAACAAGGAUCUGGCAAAGGCUAUGGUGUCAAGGAUCAAGUCGUGAUGACCGAUGCCAUAGCAGCUCUUCUUGGUGACGAUCUGAGCAGUGACUACAAGCAGAUGGCUGCUGCAGGAACAUCGUCGGGGCCAAGUCAAGGAUGGGUACUUGGUUCUUGUGCAUGGAACAACAUGCCUGCUGUCUGUCAAAUGUCUGAACUUCCUUAAUGAAGAAAAACGCAAACCCAGCAUCUGAACCAUUUUAUUCUCAUACUUUGGUGCUUCAUCUAUCUAUUAUCAUGUGUUUCUUUUGGCUUUACUGUCUUCGGGAUCAGAGUGAGUCAAGACAAUUGCUUCCGGCUGGUGUUUGUAAUAUGAUCAUUGUGGUCGGUCUGUGUUUGUUAUAUGAUCAUGUGACGUAGAAUUUGCCUUUCUUUUCUUUCUGCGUCUCCCAUCUGUUGGGAAUGGAACAAUCAAAUGUAUGAACAUGUCUGCAACUCCGGAACCUUUAACGUGAUAUUUCAGUUUAAGUUGAUGCUUCAGGAUUUGCUUUGUUCAA
Linum tenue is the source of this 2506-nucleotide messenger RNA. NCBI's taxonomy places the organism in Eukaryota, Viridiplantae, Streptophyta, Magnoliopsida, Malpighiales, Linaceae. The record is from the annotation of a GenBank genome assembly.